Messenger RNA from Colias croceus (clouded yellow), 1317 nucleotides. RefSeq lists its product as uncharacterized. Lineage: Eukaryota; Metazoa; Arthropoda; Insecta; Lepidoptera; Pieridae. The transcript is spliced from 3 exons. The record is from RefSeq and is a predicted model, not a curated record. Gene Ontology annotation, biological process: proteolysis. Gene Ontology annotation, molecular function: aspartic-type endopeptidase activity. The coding region runs from base 1 to 1317 and encodes 438 amino acids.
AUGGAACCGGUUAAAGAAGAAUUUGCAAGUUUAUCGUCAGUCUCCAUUACGUCCCGCAUCCCAGAUUUUUGGAAGAAAUCGCCGAAAAUAUGGUUUAUACAAACGGAAGCAGUUUUAUCGCCACAGAAAAUGUCAGAUGAAGCGAAAUACCAAAUAGUAAUUUCUAAAUUAACGCCAGAAGUCAUCGAGCAAGUCACGGACAUUUUAAUUAGCCCGCCGGAGACAGGAAAAUAUGAAAAAUUAAAAAGAAGAUUAUUACAAAUUUUUGAAGAAUCGGAAGAUCGACAAAUAAAAAAAUUAAUUGGCGAAAUGGAAUUGGGUGAUCAAAAACCGUCACAAUUAAUGAGGAAAAUGCAAGAUUUGGCGCGUGGACGAGUAACAACAGAAACACUUCUAGUUUUAUGGCAAAAUUUAUUACCGCCGUCAAUAAGAGCUGUGUUAGCCGUAUCCGAGAGUAAAAGUGAAGAUAUUUUGGCAUCAAUAGCAGAUAAAGUUAUGAAGAGCAUGACACCCUUAAACUCGGUAUCAACAGUUCAACAGUCCAGUUUAAGCAACAGACCAGAAAAUAAUUUGAUUGGUGAGAUAGAAAAAUUAAAUAAUCGACUGAGAAGAUUGGAAACAAGAAAUAAUACAUCAAAUUUUAGAACGAGGUCACGAUCCAGGUCAAGAGCAUCGGUGCAGCCAGCGACGGGUGCCUGCGACCGAGUCUACAGAAAUAACCGUCUCAGUGUUUUGGACAGAAAUUCAGGACUAAACUUUUUAGUUGAUAGUGGUGCAAAUGUGUCCGUCAUCCCGCGUAGUGUGGUGUAUGGUAAGGUUUAUGCAGAAGAUUUGGGUCUGAGACGACCGUUCCGUUGGAUUUUUAUAUUAGCGGAUGUAAAGCAACCAAUUAUUGGUGCGGAUUUCUUAGCUAAUCAUAAAUUAUUAAUUGAUUUAAACGGACGUAGAUUGAUUGAUCAAGUAACUAAUUUGAGUACUAAGGGAAAUAUCUCAAAUUCUACUGUGCCCACUUUAAAAACAAUUAUGGAAUGUCCAUAUUCCGAUUUAUUGAAUAAAUUCCCUGAUUUAACUAAACCUAUUUCUUACAAAGAGACGCCAAAACACGAUGUUUGUCACUAUAUCGAGACGACAGGACCGCCGGUGCAUGCGAGAGCGAGGCAGCUUCCUCUUGACAGGUACGUAAAGGCUAAAAAUGAAUUUAUUGUUAUGCAAGAGUUAGGGAUUUGUAGACCGAGUAGUAGUCCUUGGGCAAGUCCACUACAUAUAGUUCCAAAAAAGAUGGUAAUAUUAGGCCUUGCGGUGAUUAUAGACGUUUAA